UAUGUAUUUUGUGGAAGCUGUUGUGUGGGUUUAUUACUGGGACUCUCUCAGUUGUAAUCCCUGCUCCGUUCCGCGAUGGAAACCCAGUUCCUGCUCCUGCUGCUGCCACCGCUUCUCUACAGCUUCUGCCCGAGCUCCGGAGCCCCGACUCUCCCGGCCGUGCCCAGCCAGCAGCUCCCAAAGAGCGACCCCACUCCCGGGAACAGCCCAAAACCAACCACCCAAACCGGAGAGAGUUUUCCCCAGCACAGCACAGAUGCUGUGAGGAACAAAAAACAAAGAAAGGAAACGGUGAAGGAGACAGUGAGAGUAGUGAAGAAAAAGAAGAAGGUGAUAAAGGUUGUUGAAGAGGGAGAGAAAGCUCAGAAAGAGUGCCCACCUCUGGGAUUAGAAUCCCUGGGAGUCGAGGACAGUCAGCUGACAGCAUCUAGCAUCCUGAGAAUUGGGCUGGGACCUCAUCGAGGGCGUCUCAAUAUACAGGCUGGCCUCAAUGACGGUGACUGGUAUGAUGGGGCCUGGUGUGCUGGCAUAGAGGACACUGAACAAUGGCUGCAGAUUGAUUCCCGUCGCCUUACCAAGUUCACUGGGAUCGUUACACAGGGCAGAAAUUCCAUCUGGAGCUGGGACUGGGUUACCUCGUACAAACUGAGCUUCAGCAAUGAUACCUACAACUGGGUCACCUACAAGAAUGGCACGAAGGAUGUUGUCUUUCCUGGAAACUCCGAUCCGGACACUCCAGUUGGGACAAUUUUUCCAGUUCCUGUGGUUGCUCGAUAUUUCCGCAUUAAUCCUCAGAGCUGGUUUCCAAAUGGGACCAUCUGUCUCCGAGCAGAGAUCCUGGGCUGUGCCCUGCCAGAUCCAAAUAACUUCUUCUACUGGAAGCAGGAGAUGACAAGUUCUGAUGACUUGGAUUUCAAACACCACAACUAUCAGGAGCUGAGACGGGUGAUGAGGGAGGUUCGCAGACAGUGCCCAUCUAUCACGAGGAUUUACAGCAUUGGCAAAAGUUACCGUGGUCUCAAACUCUACGUCCUGGAGAUAUCCGACAAUCCAGGAGUCCAUGAAUUGGGAGAGCCAGAGUUUCGGUACGUUGCGGGAAUGCACGGGAACGAGGUUCUGGGCCGGGAGCUCCUGAUCCUAUUGAUGCAGUUCCUGUGUAAGAAAUACCUGCAGCAAGAGCCCCGCAUUGUGGAACUGAUACACAGCACCCGCAUCCACCUACUGCCCUCCAUGAACCCAGACGGAUACGAAAUUGCACAUCAAUUGGGCUCGGAGUUGUGUGGUUGGGCUAUCGGUCGUUAUACCCUGCAGGGCUACGAUCUCAAUCACAACUUUGCCGACCUGAAUUCCAUACUGUGGGAUGCACAGGAUGAAGCCGAGGAUCCCAGCCUGAUCUCGAAUCACUUUAUUCCAAUCCCAGCCUAUUACAAAUGGCCGAAUGCAUCAGUCGCUCCAGAAACCCGAGCUGUGAUUAACUGGAUGAGGAAGAUCCCAUUUGUGCUGAGUGCGAACCUUCAUGGUGGAGACAUGGUUGUUUCUUACCCGUAUGAUAUGGCACGACCCACUUGGCUGCAGCAGAAACUGACGCCGACCGCCGACGACACCGUAUUUCGGUGGCUUUCGUUCGUCUACGCAUCGAGCCAUCGAGCAAUGGCACAGCAUGACAGGCGGCUCUGCCACGGGGACAAUUUCAUGCAGCAUGGUGACAUUAUCAAUGGAGCAAACUGGCACACAGUCCCUGGGAGUAUGAACGACUUCAGUUAUCUUCACACCAACUGCUUUGAGAUCACGGUUGAGCUGAGCUGUGAUAAAUACCCCCACCAGACCGAACUUCCAGCUGAAUGGGAAAAUAACAAGGAGUCCCUUCUUAUCUACAUGGAGCAGGUGCACCGGGGGGUAAAGGGCAUGGUGAGGGAUCGAGGCAACAGUGGCAUCAGUGGAGCCAUCAUCACAGUCAAUGGGAUUGACCAUGACAUAAGGACAGCUGUAGGUGGGGAUUACUGGCGACUACUGAACCCAGGAGAUUAUGAAAUCACAGCAACAGCAGAUGGUUUUUACCCAGCGACUCAGACGUGUCGGGUCCGAUACAGUCGACGGCCAACAAUCUGUGACUUUGUCCUGACUGCGAGACCACGUGCAGAGCUCAGCAGCAAACAAGGUCCAGUGUCCAGGGGACCUGUGCGGUGGGUUCGCAAAACCAGAGGAAGGAGGAGACGGCAGUGAGCACUCACACACCACUCUCACACACUCAUCACUCUUCCACACUCACUUACACACACACUCACUAGCGCACGCACUCUCGUGCACACACACAAACACAUGAAUAGUCACACUCUCUCUCACUCUCACACACACUCACACACACACACACACACACACUCUCACUCACACACACACCUUUCUCACACACUCUCUCUCUCUCUCUAUCACACACUCACACACACACACUCUCUCUCUCUCUCACACACUCUCUCUCUCUCUCACACACACACUCUCUCUCCCUCUCACACACACACCUUUCUCUCACACACUCUCUCUCUCUCUCUCACACACACACACACACACACACACACACUCUCUCUCUCACACAUACUCUCACACUCUCUCUCACUCACUCACUCACACACACACACACUCUCUCUCUCUCACACACACACACCUUUCUCUCUCACACACUCUCUCUCUCUCACACACACACUCUCUCUGUCACACACACUCACACACACUCUCUCUCUCUCUCACACACAUACUCACACAUUCUGUCUCACUCACUCACUGACACACACACACUCUCUCUCUCACACACACACCUUUCUCUCACACACUCUCUCUCUCUCUCUCACACACACCUUUCUCUCACACACUCUCUCUCUCACACACACACACACACACACACAAAACUUUGUCUCACGCACACACACACUGUCUCUCUCGCACACACAACUUUCUCUCUCACACACUGUCUCUCUCACACACUGUCUCUCUCUCUCUCUCUCACACACACACACAGUCAGACACACGCACACAUACACACGCACACACCCACAGUCAGACACACACAGUCUCUCACACACCCCUGCCACAGAGGGGUUGGCCUGUCUUGCUCUGUCUCUGCGCCCCUAGGGCCUCUUCCUGGGAGUGAGCUGCUCUGCUUCAGACAUGACAGCGCUCCCAGUCAAGCUGUUCCAUCGGCCACCAUCAUCCUCUUCCGAAAACCCUUGGACAACACUCGGGACGCUGGCCCUGUCAAGAAAGGCAGAAUGAUCUACUUCUCUAUAAUCUCAUUUCGAAGCCAUUCAGCCCCUCAGCCUGUGUGAGACAAACAGGCAGAGACCGUUCGGCCCUCUCAGCUCUGAUGUACUAUCAGUGUGAAGGAGGGGGCACAAUGAAGUGAAUGGCUUGCUUGCUCUGGUUAGUCAGCUGUUGGCUGUGAGGGUGCUGGUUACCCCCAGGGCUGUCUAUUGCCAGAGUGUGCUGGGGCAUGGGUCACCUACAGCCACAAGGCAGCCAUGGGCUCUCUGUGGCCGGCAGUUGGAUUCAUGGAGCGGGUACAGUGCGCACGGAGGCUACUCGGCCCAUCGUACCUGCAGUGGUUCUGUGAUCUGACUACAACGCCCUGCUUUUGCCCUAUACCCCUGCACACCAUCUCUAUCCAAAUAACGAUCCAGUAUUCUACUGAAGCUGCCUCCAUCACACUCCCAGGCAGCACACCCUAACUACUCACUGUGUGAAACUUUUCUCUCUCAUUCCCCUCAACUCUGCACGUCACUUACAAUCCUGGCCCUCCUUGCUCUUAUUUCUUUUAUGAGCAGCAACAGUUCCGCCCCAUCUCCUCUGUCUCGCCCAUUCCUGAUUUUGACAACCUGGAUCAAAUCUCCUCUCAGCCUUCUGCUCUCCAAGGAAGGAGAACAGUCCCUGCUUUUUCAAACUGGCCUGAGGUUCCUCAUUGCUGGAUCCAAUCUGGAAAACUAGAAAACAGGAGCAGGAUGAGGCCAUUCAGCCCUUCAUAGCUAAUGACCCAACCCAAUAGCCUGUUCCUAUUCUUCCCCUCAUAUCCUUUCAUCCCUUCAGCCCCAAGGGCUAUAUUCCAAUCCCAAUUCCAUGUUUUUGCCUGCUUUUUGUGGCCAUGAUGACUCCUGGUUAAGGACUCCCCAGUCAUCAGGAAUUGCUGCUGUCUCGUCCUGUUAGAAUUUUACAGGUUCCUCGGAGAAGGCCCCAUCUCCUUCUAAACUCCAGUGAAUAUAAUCCUAACUGAUCCUGUCUCUCUUCAAACAUCCCAGGAAUCAGUCUCCGGAACCUUUGUUGCACUCCCUUCAUUGGGAGGGAUAAGGAGACCAAAACUGUGCACAAUAAUCCUGCUGUGGCCUCACCAAGGCCCCGUAUCACUGCAGCAAGACAUCCUUGUUCCUGUACCUGAAUCCUGUUGCUCUGAAGGCCAACAUACCAUUUACCGCCUGCUUACCUUCAGCAACUGAUGCACAAGGACACCCAGGUCCCGCUGCACACUCUCCCUUUCCCAGAAUAUCACCACGCGGAUAAAAGCCUGCCUUCCCGUGUUUAUAGCCUCACGCUCAUCCGCAUAACACUGCAGCUGCCCAGGAUUUCCGCACUCACUCAGCCUUUCCUAGUUACAUCUCUGCAUCCCCCUCACAGCUUACCCUCCCUCCCACCCAGCCAGCUUUGAGUUGUUCGCUGUGCUUUGGACACUUUGCCCAGUUUAGGCAUUAAAAACACUUUACCCAGCUGCUCUUGACUUUGAGGUGAGGAGAGGCACAGAAUUCAGUUUGUAGUUCUA
Molecule: messenger RNA, 4795 nt
Organism: Stegostoma tigrinum
Lineage: Eukaryota; Metazoa; Chordata; Chondrichthyes; Orectolobiformes; Stegostomatidae
Product: inactive carboxypeptidase-like protein X2
Exons: 14
Coding region: 76-2223 (715 amino acids)
Biological process (GO): proteolysis
Molecular function (GO): metallocarboxypeptidase activity; zinc ion binding
Source: RefSeq, a predicted model, not a curated record